Melitaea cinxia (Glanville fritillary) is the source of this 2642-nucleotide messenger RNA. RefSeq names its product long-chain fatty acid transport protein 4-like (gene Fatp). The record is from RefSeq and is a predicted model, not a curated record. Lineage: Eukaryota; Metazoa; Arthropoda; Insecta; Lepidoptera; Nymphalidae. Gene Ontology annotation, biological process: triglyceride homeostasis. The coding region runs from base 145 to 2226 and encodes 693 amino acids. The transcript has 13 exons. Gene Ontology annotation, molecular function: long-chain fatty acid transmembrane transporter activity; long-chain fatty acid-CoA ligase activity. Gene Ontology annotation, cellular component: endoplasmic reticulum.
CAUUUAUAUAAUUUCAUUAUUAUUAUUUCAGACGAUGUAAAUAUAUUUCAUGAACAAAAUGAAGGAAUUGAACUGACAAUAAAUUGAAGAUAAAAAAUAUAUUCAAAUAUUUGUAAAGAGAAGCUAUUUUUUAAAGACACAAUAAUGUCAAACAUCGAAGCCAAUAACAAUUUAAAAGGACUUGAACCAACUACUCAAAAAACAGACAAAGACGUCGAAAAAGGAAAAGGUGGAAAACCUAAUGGUGGUUUACCCUGGGCACAAAUUAUAGUAAUGGUAUUCGCUGUAGCUGUCCUCAUAGCGGCCUGGGCCGUGGCCUGGGUGUUGUUUAACUGGUGGAUAGGUCUCAUAGUACUUGCAGUUAUAUCAUUUAUAUACACAAUUAUCUACUUUUCAAAUUGGCUAUGGGUUGCUAUACAAACAGCUCCAAGAGACUUCAAGGCCCUCUACUGCUACAUAAAAAUUUUAAGAUUAUCGAAAAAAUUCACAAAGAAGAAUUGGUCUAUGUCGGACAUAUUCCACGAAACGGUUAAAAAACACCCGAAGAAAAUAUGUUUCCAUUUUGAAGACGAGUCAUGGACAUUCCAACAGGUGGAAGAGUACAGUCUUCGCGUUUCUGCAGUUCUCCGAGCGCAAGGUGUAAAGUGCGGUGACACGGUGGCGUUGAUGACGAGCAAUUAUCCCGAGAUGCCCGCAAUCUGGCUCGGAAUCACUCGUAUUGGCGGCAUUGCUCCUCUCAUAAAUACCAACCAAACCGGCAAUACGUUACUACAUUCAAUAAAGAUAGCUAAAAGUCAAUUUGUUAUUUACGGUAGUGAGUUCGAAUCUGCCGUUCAAGAUAUAAGAAAAGAUAUAGACGAAUCCAUUAAAAUACUAAAGUUCACUCGUCGUCCAUUGAACACAUCGGAUAGCGGAGUGAAAGCAGUCGACAGUGAAAAUGAUUUGACCCAUAUGUUGGAGACCACGCCACCAGCGCCAUGGUCGAAGUCUGAAGGAGAAGGCUUUAAUGGCAAAAUGCUUUACAUUUACACAUCUGGAACAACGGGACUCCCAAAGGCAGCUGUUAUAUCUCCUUCGAGAAUGGUGUUCAUGGCGUCAGGUAUCCAUUAUUUGGGAGGGUUAAAUCCUAAGGAUGUUAUUUACUGUCCCAUGCCACUUUAUCAUUCUGCCGGUGGCGUAAUUACUAUCGGUAACGCCUUUAUCUUCGGCUGCACGGUAGCUUUAAAACUGAAAUUCUCCGCGUCGCGAUACUUCCCAGACUGUAUUAAAUAUAACGCCACGGCGGCGCACUAUAUCGGUGAAAUGUGCCGGUAUGUGCUCGCUACGCCACCCUCGCCCACCGACAAACAACACAAAGUUCGCGUGGUGUAUGGAAAUGGCAUGCGACCCACUAUUUGGCCCGAGUUUGUCAAACGUUUUGGUAUUAAGAGGGUCGCAGAAUUUUAUGGAGCUACAGAAGGAAAUGCAAAUAUUGUGAACGUUGACAACAAAGAGGGAGCAAUAGGAUUUAUAUCAAGGAUUAUUCCUUCGGUCUACCCUAUCGCUAUCAUCAAAGUGGACGAAGACACUGGGGAGCCCAUAAGAAACUCAAAAGGCCUUUGCCAGUUGGCUGGACCAUACGAGCCUGGCGUAUUUAUUGGCAAAAUAUUAGCGAACAAUCCGUCACGAGCUUUCCUCGGCUACGUAGACAAAGAAGCGUCUGAGAAGAAGAUUGUGAGAGACGUCUUCAGUCACGGAGACUCAGCUUUCAUAUCAGGAGACAUUUUAAUAGCAGAUGAACUCGGUUACCUUUAUUUCCGUGAUCGAACUGGAGACACGUUCCGAUGGCGCGGAGAGAACGUCAGUACCACGGAAGUAGAAGCAGCCAUUUCCAGGGUAGCUGCUCAGAGAGAUGCCGUCGUUUAUGGAGUUGAAAUACCUAAUAUUGAAGGGCGAGCAGGCAUGUGUGGUAUUGUAGACGCGGACGGCACCUUAGAUUUGGACAAACUGGCCAAAGAUAUUGCUAAGGAUCUACCCAAAUACGCUAGGCCUGUUUUUAUAAGAGUUAUGGGAGCUAUGGAUAUGACGGCAACAUUCAAACUUCGUAAAGUGGACUUACAAAAAGAAGGAUACAAUCCUAAUGUUGUCAAGGACAAACUAUACUACUACGACUUAAAAUUAGACAAAUACAUCAGUUUGGGCACUGAAGAAUAUGAGAAAAUUAUAUCGGGCCAGAUAAGACUGUAGUUUUUAUAGUAUUUUUACAUAUGAAGUGCCUUUGCUUUAUUGUAUAAGACAAGAGCUAAAUAUUAGUGAUGUAAAUUAUGUGAAUAACGGACUACUAGAUGCUUAUUAUUGGUUUUACUACUAAAAUUUUAUACAAGGCAUAAGUAUAGCGAAGUUACAAGUAAAUAUUUGUUAAACAUGUUUGUUGUAAUUUUAUUAGUAAGACUGUUUUUAGAAUAUUUUAUAUACAGCCAUUGACUGAUAAGUUUGUGAAGGGGGUAGGUAUUUAUUUAUAAACAAAAUUUAUAUUGUGUCAUUGAAACUGACAUAGUUUUGAAAAGUAUAAAUCAAGUAUGGUGUUUACUAUUUCAUUGUUAUGUGCGGUUAAUUUUGUACGGUUUUAGAUAAGUUUUAAUUAAUUAUAAGAAAGAAGUGAA